UAUUGUGUGCAUCGUGUUGUUCUUUACUCUCAAUACACUAACCGUGAGCGGGUGGUGGACAACGCCGUGUUGGUACUGGUAUGAUUGGUGUACAACUCCGGAUUCACUGGAGAUGACGCCAACGAGUCCAUCAUGUACCUGGGAUCCUUGGUCAAACUGUUCAGCGGCCUGUGGACCGAGCGGUACAACUUAUAGAGAAUGCAACUCCAUCAAUGGUGUUGAAGUACGAGAAGAUGAAGCCUGUAACAGGUUUUGUUAUAAUAACGGCACUUUAACCAAUGGCUAUUGCGUCUGCACAUUAGACUUCGCUGGUGAAUGUUGCGAUUUACCUGCCGAAGGAGAUGUUGACAUCAGCCACAGUGCAGACGGAAACGACAUUUUGUUCCACUGCGACAUAACUCACCAAACUGCGUCGUCAUCUGUUGAAAUGGUAUUCGAAUGGUUUGUGGCUGAUGAGUUGGUGUUUCAAGAAAGCAUAUCUGGUGAUUCAGCGAGGUCUACAAUGGAUCAGAGUUACUGGGAAGGUCGAAUGGGUUCUCAGAUUCGAUGUGAAGUUGAGAUUAUGGAAGAUGGAGUAAGUGUUGGACGAAAACGAAGUCAACAGUUCUUUGCCGGUGUUACGAUUGAUGCUCCCGAAGUUCUUGAAGUUUACGAAAACAACGACGCAGUGUCAUUCAAUCUCGAGUUAAGCAUACCGUUUUUCUGCGACGCAUUUGAAGAUCAAGAAGAACCCUGUCAAGUCGAGAUACCUUUGAGCGUAUCAGAUAGAAGUGGUCGGUAUGGGACAUAUGUUGAUGUGGUCGUUCAGGGUCAGUGUGGAGCUCAACUGACAACAGAAAACUCAGAAGGACCAGUGGCAGUUACUGUUAAGGCUCGUAGAGACUUUUUCAGUGAUGGCGAUGGGGAAGUGUAUUUGGAAUUUCUCCCGAUAGAGACAACACAUUCCAAACUGUGGGAUGGUUACAAGAUCCCGGGAACAGUCAAAAUAAUAACGUAUGAUCGUGAUAGAAGAAAUCGACAGUGCUGUGGUUCCGGUGAUCCCCAUUACAAUACGUUCGAUAAUAUGUACUUCCACGUGUAUAGGCCAGGUGAAUAUGUUUACUACAAACAUGAAGUACUUCCAUAUGAGAUUCAGACACGCCUUAAAAAGUGUUGGAGUGUAGCCUGUAACUGUGGAAUUUCUGCAAGAGCUGAAGAUGACGUCAUCAUCGUCGAUAAAUGCAAAUUGGUUCAAGAAAGAGUUGUGACCUUCCGAAAUGGUAUGAAGUCGUCUUAUGAGCGCACAAGCUGUAAGUUAACCAUCAAUAUUAUACAAAAUGGAGACAUGACGCCCGGAUUUAAACUGGUAAAGACUAAUGGUGGUCGAACUUAUCAAAUACACUUUCCCAAUGGUGCAUACGUGCAGGCGAGUUUCUGGUCUUCUACUGGUGUAUGUGGAGCUGAUAUAUGCUUCUCCCCGUCCUCUGAUGACAACAAUUGGCAAAACGGUGGGCUCUGCGGAAGUUACGAUGGUGAUUAUUCAAAUGACUUCUUAAAAGGACCAUUCCAUUCCCAAGUGAAGGAGUACCUAGCACCACUGCGAAACAGAGUUGCUCACGACUUUUCAGACACAUGGAGAGUCCCCAAUGGCAAUAAUUUAUUUUACGGAGAAAUGGACGAAGUGGAUAAAAUGGACAAUACGAAAGUGUAUUGCUCUUGUAGCCCGACAAAUGAUGGCGUCGAUGCACAAUGUGACGAUAAUAAAGACAAUGGACGUCCUUCAAAAGCAGGACACGAGAUGGGAACGUGCAAUGCAAGGUACUGUGACGUCACUAACGAGUUCAUUUCCGUCAGUGUUGAGCGUCAAAAGAGGGCGAUAUACAAAAGAGAUAUUGUCGAUGACGAUCUGUUAUUUGAAUACGAAGAGGACUUCGAACCCACGGUCCCUGCUUGGCCGACACCGUCUGGUAUAACUGAGCAAAACGCAACCGAUCACUGCAACGCUCUUGUACUUGGUUCAGCAUCUGCUAAAGCAUGUGAAGGAGCCCUAACUAAGAAUGAAACAGACGACUUCAUUGAAAAUUGUGUUAUUGAUAUUCAGGUAUUGGACGAUCUUGAUCUAGUACAGUCUGCCAUUGCUCUUUUGAAAGACCAGUGUGAAGAAAUUGUGAGCAAAGAUACGGAUCACUGGCAAGUAAAUGAUGAUGGGAUCGCUUCGCUCCCAGCGGCUAUAAUUGGAGCAUUAUGUCCCGCUGAUUGCAGUGGACAAGGCACUUGUAAUGAUGGUGUUUGUGUAUGUGAUGAUGGCUAUGGGGGAACGGACUGCUCUGUUCAUCUCAAUGACGCCCCGGAUGUGUACCGUGGGCAUGAGAAUGGCCUAUGUGAUACAAGUGUAGAGACAUGUUCGCAUGUCUCUAUAUUUGGUGACAAAUUCGUGGAGUCAAUGACCUGUCAUAUAACCAGUAUUAAGAUAUCAGAAACCGGUUUUGAACCAGAAGAAGUAACAAACAAAGAGAACAGUGUAUUCAAGUCUUUUGAAGAAGUCCAGUGUCCUUUCGAGCAACUCACUCGACGACGGCGUGAUGUGGACACACUGAAUCCCAUUGGUGCGUUGAUAUCGGUCAGUAAUGAUGGCACGAAUGAAAGUCCACAAGUCAUUGUAAUUAUAUACAAUGACAACUGCGAUGUAUGUAAUGGAACAGAUGGCUUCUGUUGGCGUAAGCCUGAUAUCUGUAUCGUUGAUGGUGACUGUUAUGCACUCAGUGACCCCAUGUGCCAGUCAAGUUCGAACACAUGGAUUAUUGUUGGUGCUGUGUGUGGAUCAGUAUUUGUAGCUAUUGUUAUCAUUGUUGUCAUUUUGGUCAUCUUAAAAAUGAAAGGGAAAAAGAAGACAACAGUGGAAGCAGGUAUGCAUGGAGCGGUUGAAUAAGUUAUUCCGAUUUUUUGAGAAAUUUGGAUUGUAACUUAUAAGGAAGAUAGCAUGUAGACAAUGCGUCACCAAUAGCUAUGAAAUAUAUCCAAGAUUUAAUAAUCAUAACCCAA
This is a messenger RNA of Saccoglossus kowalevskii, 3021 nucleotides long. Its product is annotated as von Willebrand factor D and EGF domain-containing protein-like. Gene Ontology annotation, biological process: anatomical structure development. Gene Ontology annotation, cellular component: extracellular region; cell surface. Gene Ontology annotation, molecular function: signaling receptor binding. NCBI's taxonomy places the organism in Eukaryota, Metazoa, Hemichordata, Enteropneusta, Harrimaniidae. The record is from RefSeq and is a predicted model, not a curated record.